AUGGAUGCAAAUGAUUCAAUUGAUCCAUUUCAAUCACCACCAAGACCCAAAAUACCAUUAUCUAAUAGUUGGCAUGAAGGUAAAUUAAAAAAACUGAAUUCAGUUCCAAAUACACCAUCUGGUAAUUCAAAUUCAAUGCCAAACUCAAGGAGAGCAAGUUUGGAUGAAACAAAUUUCAACUUUACAACCAGAUUUAGAAAUUCUAUAAUUAUUCCAGUCACAAAUUGGACAAAAUCAAAGCCAAAAACAGUAAAAGAAGAUAAAUAUAUAAUUGAAUAUUCUGUUUUUAGAUAUAAUGGCAAACAAAUUAAUAAUGAAGUAGAUUUAGAAUCACAUUCAAAAUUGUUCAAUCCCAAGGGUAUAACAGAUACAGUCAUGUCUGAUCAACAAUUCAGGAUUUUAAUUUCACAAGUAGAAAGGAUCUUUGAAGUUGAUCAUAUUUAUCCUCAACGUAUAACUACCGGAUCAUCAGGGUCAUAUUUUAUUUUCAAUAUUGAUAUAACGCUAUAUAAAGCAGGGAUAUUCAAACCUAAAGAUGAAGAACCUUAUGGUCCUCUAUCUCCAAAAUGGACAAAAUGGCUACAUAGAACUUUUUUUCCUUGUUGUUUUGGUCGAUCAUGUUUAAUUCCAAAUUUGGGUUAUGUUUCAGAAUGUGCUGCUUAUAUACUAGAUAAAAAUUUGCGAUCAUUCAUAGUUCCACAUACUGAAAUUGUAAAAUUAAAAGCUCCUACAUUUUAUUAUAAGUUUUGGGAUAGGUCAAAACCUGCAAAGAUUGGUUCAUUUCAAAUUUUUUUAAACAAUUAUAUAAAUGCAGAUAUUUGGUUUAAAAUUUAUCCUAUACCGAUAGACAAAGUAGCAUUACCAGACUCAUCAGAUAUGGAGGUAGAUAUAAAUGAAUGUAAUUAUGUGUUUCAUUGGAGUAAGUCAUCAAUGUUACAGUUUCAAAAAGAAAUUGAAAAAUUGGUAAUACUAGAUUAUUUAAUGAGAAAUACAGAUAGAGGGUUGGAGAAUUUUAUGAUCAAAAUAGAAUGGGAAGAAGUGAAGACAAAUGAUGAAAAGAAAUUGGUUAAACCAUUUAUAAAAAUGGGUGCUAUUGAUUCUGGUCUUUCUUUUCCUUGGAAGCAUCCAAAUGAAUGGAGGAGUUUUCCUUUUGGUUGGUUAUUUCUUCCAUUGUCAAUUAUAGGGCAACCAUUCACACAAGAAACAAGAGAUCAUUAUCUACCUUUACUUACAUCUCGUUAUUGGUGGUCUAAACUAGUACCUGAUUUAAAAGCAGUAUUUAUGAAGGAUCAAGAUUUCAAAGAGCGUAUGUGGAAUAAACAAUUAGCAGUACUUAAGGGUCAAGCCUUUAAUAUAAUUGAGAUUCUAAAAUUACCUUAUGCUGGACCUUUAGAAUUGACACGAAGGGAAAAUUUAUUAGUAUUUGACGAUAUAAUGUACUUGCCUGAUGGUAAAGAUAUACAAUGUUCAAAUUAUUCAAGUUAUCAACAAAAUGAAUUAACUCCAUUGUUAAAUCCAAUUCAAGAAAUAAUUAAUGAUAAUGAAGAUGGUCCAAAUAUUUAUGAAUCUGGUUAUGAAAGAAUUAGUAGAACAAAUCCAGAUUCGAAUGCUACGACACAACAUAAAAAAGUUAUUAUUGAGCGAUUGGUUAAAGAAACUAGUAAGCCACCAGUAUUUACUUGGUGUUAA
Insectozyma verbasci is the source of this 1689-nucleotide messenger RNA. NCBI's taxonomy places the organism in Eukaryota, Fungi, Ascomycota, Pichiomycetes, Serinales, Debaryomycetaceae. The record is from the annotation of a GenBank genome assembly.